Molecule: messenger RNA, 3264 nt
Organism: Cercopithifilaria johnstoni
Lineage: Eukaryota; Metazoa; Nematoda; Chromadorea; Rhabditida; Onchocercidae
Source: the annotation of a GenBank genome assembly
AUGAGCAUCGUUGUGCAAGGAGAAGCACCUGAGCCUAAAAAAUUUCGAUCAUCUCUACCUACUCAGGUAAUUGUGGAAAAGCCAACCUUUGCAUACCAAAGCAGUGGGAGCCCUUUGGAUGAUGCAGCAAAUGGAGGUCAAUCUCCUGCCGGUCCAUCAUCUGCCCGUUCAUCCAGCUCUACAUCAUGUGUCAAGGAGGAACGAGAACGAGAUGAUUUAUGCGCAAAUGGUAAUAGUAAUAGCAAUAGCAACAAUCUAUUGUAUCCAAGGAGUGGCCAAAGUCUCGUUGAUGCAUUUUCAACGGCAAUGAUUUUUCAGGCUACUAAUGCAUACAUGAAACAAAUGCAACCAACAAAUCAAAAAACUCGUGGUAAAUCAGCUACUCCAAAUGUACCACCAGGACCACCAAUUCCGGGUGCUAUAGCAGCAGCAUCAUCACCAGCAGCUGCAUUGUUCAGUGAAGAUGAUUGGUCUUGGCAUCGUAAUCCGGCUGCAGCUAUUCGAAGUGGUGGAACUAAUAAGCAGACUCCGGUUUGGAAAUUCUUCGUUUAUAACAAAGCUGAAAAUUUAAGCAGAUGUAUUGUGGGCAAUUGUACGUAUGUAUUAAAAGGACCUCAUACCAGUACACUUGCCUGUCAUCUUAAGAAACAUCCACCACAAUAUGUGGAAUAUCAAAAAUUAAAGGCUAUUUACUCACGUGAUCGUUUAAAUAAUAUUAGCAGCAAUCCUUCUCAGAUGUCAGUUUCACCCGCUCCCGCUUCAUCCGGAUCCAGUAGCGUUGCACAUUUGAACAAUUGUAGCAGUCGUAUGAAAACAGUUGGAACUAAUGGCAACAAUGGUAGCGGUAAUAUUUUGCGAAAUCGUGCACAUGAUGGUUGUUCAUCAGGAAAUUCAUUUAAUUCAAUCAAACGUCAUACAUCCAUCUCAAAUGUUGUUGCUAAUUCCGGAAAGCAAUCAACUCAUAGUGUUAGCAGUAUAUUGGACGUUCUAAAUGCAAGGGCAAGUGUAGCAGCUUUAGCCAGUGGAAAUGGUCAUCUGUUACAAAAUCCAAUUGCUGCCAUUUUCAAUAAUCCAGAAAAAGAUAAUGGAAAUACCGCUGGCGGUAUUAGCAACACACGAAAUUCAUCCGGAAAUUCAUCAUCAAUCAAAAAUAAUAGUUCAUUGGCAGAUGUGUUGACUGCAAAUUUAUUAAUGGCUGCAAGCAGUAGUGCGGCAAGUAACGCAGUAGCAAUCGGUCGAAAAUGGAAUCGUGAAGAUCGAAAGCAGAAAGAAAUGGAAGUUAAAUUAGCACUAAUGCUUUCUGCUAGCCAACUUCCAUUAAACAUUAUCGAAAAUUCAUUUUUUCGUGAAUUCAUGGAAUAUGUUCAACCACGUUUCUCGAUGCCACACGACAUUAACUAUGUAGAGGAUAUAAUCAAUACAGAACAUUCGCGAACGAUUACCAAUUUAAAAAAUCAACUAAGUACUGCAAAGAAAGUUGCUGUUAUGAUCGAUGUAUUAAAAUUAAACACAUCAACAUCCUCUUCUGUACUUUCUGCAAAUGUUGUUGAUAAGGAAGAAUCAAAGGACUUGGAGUCAAAAGACUCGACAUCUGUUAAUUCGGACAGUGGUUUUGAUAUAUCUGAUGAGAAUCAGUCUGACACAGAAUCCCCAAAAUCAUCUACCAUACGAACGGAAGAAAUGCGAUUAUUGGUUCGACUUUGUAUAUCCGUUGCCUUCCACAGUCCAUUAGCACAACGAGUAGAAGUUGCAUUGCUCGGUGUUCGACCACUUGUUGAUCAAACAAAUGUCGUAGAUGCAGUCAAAUCUACAGUUGAACAGAUUCUGUUAGAUUUUGAUGUUACAACCGAUAAAGUAUCGCGCUAUCUCUGUAAUGAUAUAUGUGAAUUAAUUGGAAUUAAUGUUUCAUCAGAAGAUGUCUUCCCUCGGAUGCUGGAACCAUACAAUCAAAAGUUGACGCAAUCUCUGUUGAACGUAAUAGAUGCAAAUCAAGGAAUUGAAGAGCUGAAGAAAAGCUUCUAUAGCAUGAUUUUGAAUUUCGUGACAAGACCAAAUGCUAUGCAAUUGCUACAACAAGCUGUCGGACGUCCGGUAUCAAUACCCAUCGCGGAUUCAUUUCUUGUUCUUAUUGAUGCUAUUCUUGAACUCAAAGAUGCAUUCCUAUGUGUUUGUGCGCAGAUAUCUUUCGAAUAUCCUGUUGAAACAAUCAGUGAAUCUCAAUGGCAAGUUCUCGAAAAUGUCUCAAGGCUGUUGCGGCUCUUUAACACCCAUAUGAACGUGGUACAGGAUGGUGUUUAUGCAACAAUCGAUGGUGUUGUUCCAUCACUGAUGCAGUUGCAAGUUUCUCUUGAAAAAGAUUUUAUUGCUCUUGGGAAUUUAGCAACUCAGUUGAAAAUAGACUUACAAAAACGUACGGCGUCAAUAUUGGACAUUACUGCUCCUGAUUUUGAUGGAACAUUCAUUCAAGCAACAGCGUUGAAUCCACAUUUAGCUCUAUUGUUGGAUGAUGAGCAAUUAGCGUAUGCCAGGAAUGCUAUCGAACAAGAGUUAAACGAACGUAUGAGGUUGGCGGAAGAAGUAGUGGCUCGUCGUACUGCACGAUUAAAUGGUGGCGUUGAUGCACUUCUUGCAACAGUAACAGAUCGUGCAGCUGCUGCUUCGUCAUUGGCAACAACAUCCGUUAUGAGUAGCAGUAGUUCAAGAAAUAGCAGCAGGAAUAUCAAUAAUAUUGCAAACAGCGAUACAUCACUUUCAUGUCAAAAUAUUACAAGUACUUCGCUCUAUCCAGAUCUUAUUCAUGCUGCAAAUGAACGACGAAAAAUGAUGAAGGAAAGGCAGCAAGCUGCUGCUAAAAACCGUUAUGCCGAAGCAAUUGUACAGUCAUAUUUCGAUGAACUUGCUGCUGGAACUAAUCAAACAUCACCAUCACCACUUGCAGUUGCGACAGGUGCGCUUCCAAUAACAUUAAACGGUCGAAAUUUAGCACCACUGCAGUACUGGCAAUUCAACACCGUUAAAUAUGGACUCCUAGCGGAAAUAGCUACCGAAUUACUGACAAUUCCUUCUUCUACUGUUUCACUGGAACGAAUUUUUGCAACCUCCUCACCAGAUGCACAAAACGGAAAUGGUGCUGAUAUAAAUAAUGGUAGCACAAGUUGUGUUACCUUUGAUCCUAUCACAUUGAUCAAAACAAUUGAUGAACCUACACGAAUGGAACGUGAUGCAAUGCUUCGCUUCAAUCGAGCAUUAAUACCCCGGUUCUAA